Molecule: messenger RNA, 681 nt
Organism: Vigna radiata var. radiata (mung bean)
Lineage: Eukaryota; Viridiplantae; Streptophyta; Magnoliopsida; Fabales; Fabaceae
Product: aspartyl protease family protein At5g10770-like
Exons: 2
Coding region: 1-681 (226 amino acids)
Biological process (GO): proteolysis
Molecular function (GO): aspartic-type endopeptidase activity
Source: RefSeq, a predicted model, not a curated record
AUGAAAAUCUUAUCUGGAGACCUUUUGCUUAUUCGGUUUCUUCUUACUGAAUCAUGCACAUCCACACUCUGCACUCAACUCUCUUCUGCCACAGGAAAUGAUCCUGGAUGUUCUUCUGCCACAAAGGCAUGCAUAUAUGGCAUUCAAUAUGGUGAUCAAUCCUUCUCCGUUGGCUACUUCAGCCGUGAGCGUCUCACCGUCACCACCACCGGCGUCAUCAACAACUUCCUCUUCGGCUGUGGUCAAAACAACCAGGGUCUCUUCGGUGGCUCCGCCGGUCUCAUCGGCCUCGGCCGCCACCCCAUUUCUUUUGUCCAACAAACCGCCUCAAAGUACAACAAAAUCUUCUCCUACUGCCUCCCUUCCACCUCUAGCUCCACCGGCCACCUUAACAUUGGCGGCUGCGCCUAUCGCAAGCUCCUCUACACCUCAUUCACCACCAUUUCUCGCGGCUCCUCCUUCUACGAUCUCGACAUCGUUUCCAUCAUUGUCUCUGGUGUCAAACUCUCUCUCACUCCCUCCCUCUUUUCCAGCGGCGUUGCCAUCAUCGACUCCGGCACCGUCAUCACGCGCCUCCCCCCACUGCCUAUGCCGCUCUCCUCUCCGCCUUCCGGCAGGGCAUGUCCAAGUACCCCUCUGCCCCUGAGCUCUCCAUACUCGACACGUGUUACGAGUACCUAG